AUGUACUUCUCCAAGUCGACCACACUCUCUUUCCUUGCUGCAAUCGUUCUCUGCGCGUCCAGCGUCCUCGCCAAUGAGGCUUCCGAAUCAAACUCUGUCUACGCACGCGAGAUGGAAACAGACCUCGAGGCGCGUGAACUCGAACAGGCUUACACGAACUUCGUCCGCGAUCUCGAAUACAUCGGCGUCGAAGCGCGCGACAUCGUCGAGUCUGAACCCGCCAACUUCGAGCGUGAGCUCGAGGACCUGAACGAGCUCGAAGCCCGCCGGCGCCGCCACCGAAAGCAUAGGAAACACCGCAAACACCGCAAACACCGUAAGGGCGGAAAGGGCAAGAAGGCUGCUGCCUCUCCCGACGCAGCGGCGGCGGCUACCCCCGACGCUAGCGCUGGAGCCCCCGCUCCGGCCGACGCUGCAGGCGCUGCCGCUCCUGCCGAAGCGCCCGCCGCACGCGAGUUCGAGGACGUUGACGAGCUCGAGGCGCGGGGCCGGGGCCGGGGACGUCGUGGAGGCCGUGGACGCAAGGGUUGCAAGGGUCGCAAGGGCCGUAAACACAGGAAGCACCGCAAGGGUGGCAAGCGCCGAGGCAAGAAGGCUGCCACCGCCGCCUCGCCCGACGCUGCUGCUGCCGCUGGUGGCGCGACCCCCGACGCGAGCGCUGCUGCACCCGCCGAGGCUGCUGCCGCUCCCGCUGAGGCACCCGCUGCACGCGAGUUCGAGGACAUCGAGGAGCUCGAGAUGCGCGGGCGCAGGAGACGCGGUGGCAAGCACAGGAAGCACAGGAAGCACCGCAAGCACCGCCAUCACCGUAAGGGCGGCAAGAAGGCGACGGCGGCUGCAGCUGCGUCUCCCGAUGCUGCUGCUGGCGCUGGUGCUCCCGCCGAUGCUGCUGCUGCUGCACCACCGGCUGAGGCACCUGCUGCGGAGGCCCCUGCUGCUCGUGAGGAAAGCAUCUUGAGCGAGCGUGAUUUCUUGGAGCUCAACGAGAUGCUUGAGGAGCGCGAGGUCUGA
Cyclocybe aegerita is the source of this 1011-nucleotide messenger RNA. NCBI's taxonomy places the organism in Eukaryota, Fungi, Basidiomycota, Agaricomycetes, Agaricales, Hemipholiotaceae. The record is from the annotation of a GenBank genome assembly.